Messenger RNA from Schistosoma intercalatum, 1287 nucleotides. The record is from the annotation of a GenBank genome assembly. NCBI's taxonomy places the organism in Eukaryota, Metazoa, Platyhelminthes, Trematoda, Strigeidida, Schistosomatidae.
UUACACGAUUACACGAUUUACAUAUAGAAAUAUUCAAUUAAGAAACUAAUUCUUAUGCUUCACAGUAAAUAUUAAUAUUCUGAAAUUUCUACAACUGAGUACAAUCUCUCGAAGAACAAAAUUGAGGAAUUAAACUGUUACGGCGAUUGCACAAAAAGGGAAACCGAAAAUCAAUAAACAAUGUCAAUUUUAUUUCAAACGACUAUAUUGAUUGUUUAUUUGGUUUCAUUAUCAACUCAAACUAAUAUUGGGCAUACAUGGAACAAUCAUCACUGGGACCUAGAAAAGGAAACACAACAACAACAAUAUCAAGAUGACAUUGAUCGUAUUGAUGAGCAUAAUGAUGAUCAUACUAAUGACGACGAUGAUCAAUAUUUGUAUUUAUUUAAUUUAAAUAGACAACCAUCCUAUUCAACUAACUUCAGGCGUAAAGUAUUUUCAGGUCCAAAAAUCAAUUUACUUAUUGAUAUGGAUGAAGAUGUUGAUAAACUACAAGAAUCGGCUUCUUCGUCUUCUUCUUCGCCUCCUACAGAUGAAAACAUUGAGUAUUUAAAUCCAAUUUGGCCAAAUCUAAUUUAUUAUAGAAAUCCUUUAAAAAAACGUGACAAAACUAUUGAUUGGUUCAAUGAAAAUACUCAACUAACGGAUAAUAGUCUGAUUGUAAAAAAAAUGCCAGAAACUAUAAAAUGGUCUACACCAAUUCAACCGGGCAAUUCAAAAGAUUUACGUAAAUUACGUAAUCUAGAUACAUUUAAUACGGAACAAUAUAAACAUCGAGAUGAAGCAAAAUCAGAUGGUACACAUCAGAAACAUUCAAGAUCUUGGACAAACGAAAGUGAGUCGGCCGUAAACGAGCAAAGCGAACGUCGAGGUUUGUACAAUCUCUGAAAAAAACAUUUAUGAACUUUGUCCUUCAAAAUAUUUUCACAUUCAUAAUCAUGAUUUAGACUAUCAGUAGUGAUCUAUAAUGGAUGGUAAAGAUGUGUUUAGUUAGUUUGUUGUAAAUAAACUUUAAUGAGACAAAAGAAAAUAUCUGAUUGUUUCACAUUUCUAUUAAACUGUCACAUGACUAAAAUAUCGUCACUUUAAAGUUACUGAACAACUAGUCUUUUUAGUUUACUUGGUGUUGUUUCACUUGUAUCUUCCCAUUAUUAUUUAAGACUGUAAUUGAUCAGUCUCAUGUUUGCAUAUGUGCAUCCUGCGCGAAUUACCUCGAUAUAGUCUUCUUAGUGUAGAAUAUUUACACAUUAGUAUAAUUACUGAACUGUAACAGGGUGUUAAGAAUAC